CAACGGGGCGAUGCGGCCCGGCGUGUAGCCGUUGCAGCGCCAUCAUCAUGAUCAUAGAGAACGUGGACGCGCUCAAGUCCUGGCUGGCCAAGUUACUGGAGCCAAUAUGUGAUGCUGAUCCCUCAGCCUUGGCUAACUAUGUUGUGGCGUUGGUCAAGAAAGAUAAGCCUGAGAAGGAGCUGAAGGCUUUCUGUGCUGAUCAGCUAGAUGUCUUUCUACAAAAAGAAACGUCAGGUUUUGUUGAUAAACUCUUUGAGAGCCUAUACACCAAGAAUUACCUAUCUCCCAAUGAACCAGCAAAACCAGAAUCUAAAACUGCAGGACAAGGAAAAGAAGAAAUCAAAGAGGAGACAUUUCAGGAAUCUUUUGAAGAAGACCGAGAGGGCAAAAAGAAGAAAUAUACUAGCCCACAGAAAAAUCGUUCAGAUUCUAAUGAACAAAGGAUGAGAGAAAGAAAAAGAGAUGAUGGCAAAUGGAGAGACUAUGAUAGAUUCUAUGACCGGAAUGACUUGUACAGAGACAAAUAUGAUUGGCGAAGGGGAAGAAGUAAGAGUCGCAGUAAAAGCAGAGGAUUGAGUCGAAGUCGGAGUCGCAGCAGAGGUAGAAGCAAAGACCAGGAUGCAAACAAAGAACGGGAUACAAACAGAAAUGUUGAACACCGAGAGAGAGCCAAAUUCAAGUGUGAAAGGAGUGAUAUGGAAAGCUCAUAUAACCCAGCGUCUUUGUCUGCUGCUAACUCUACUGAGCAGUAUUCCUCUGGUGCACAGUGUAUUCCCAGUGCUGUUACAGUUAUUGCACCUGCUCACCAUCCUGAAAACACAACAGAAAGCUGGUCAAAUUACUACAACAAUCAUUCUUCUAAUUCGUUUGGCAGAAAUGCUCCACAAAAAAGGCGUUGUCGAGAUUAUGAUGAGCGUGGGUUUUGUGUACUUGGGGACCUCUGCCAAUUUGAUCAUGGCAAUGAUCCACUGGUCGUAGAUGAAGUGUCUUUGCCAAGCAUGAUUCCUUUUCCUCCACCACCUCCGGGACUUCCUCCCCCUGGAAUGCUAAUGCCUCCCGGACAAGGCCCUGUUCACAACAUGAGAAUGCCAGGGCCACAAGUGCAUCCUCGGCCACCACCUCCUGUCAGAAUUCCUAUGCCAAGGCCACCGUUGUCACAAUCAAGUAUGAUAAACAACCGUGACCAGCCAGGUACAACUACUGUGCCUAGCCUUGCACCUGUGGGAGCAAGACUACCUCCUCCUCUACCCCAAAACCUAUUGUAUACAGUAUCAGAACAUAUAUAUGAACCAGACGGCUAUAAUCCAGAGGCUCCUAGUAUUACUAGUGCUGGUAGAUCUCAGUAUCGACAGUUCUUCUCUAGAACACCAAUGCAGCGUCCAAAUCUUAUUGGCCUGACUUCUGGUGAGAUGGAUACAAAUCCAAGAGCUGCUAAUAUUAUCAUCCAGACUGAGCCUCCAGUUGGCAUUUUUAGUAACAAUACUAAUGUAUCCAGAGUAGUGCUUGAGCCAGACAACAGGAAGCGAGUGUCAAACACUACAGAAGGACCAUGUGCAAAGAAACCCUGGAUUGGAAAACAAGCUAAUAACAAUCAGAAUAAGCCAGGAUUCCCAAAGAAGAACCAGUAUACAAACACCAAGCUGGAAGUUCGUAAAAUACCCCCAGAACUGAACAAUAUCACCCAGCUUAAUGAACACUUCAGCAAGUUUGGAACAAUUGUCAACAUUCAGGUUGCCUUCAGAGGUGAUCCAGAAGCUGCUUUAAUUCAGUACUUAACAAAUGAUGAAGCCAGAAAAGCCAUUUCCAGCACAGAGGCAGUGUUAAACAAUCGGUUUAUAAGAGUUUUGUGGCACCGAGAAAACAGUGAGCAGCAGCCAUUGCAACCCUCCCAGCAGCAGCAGACCCCACUACCACUUCAUCACCAACUCCACCUGCAGCAACAAAUGCUGACACAGACUCCAGCUGUAAUAGUGCAUAGCAGUGUGCCAAAGGUAACAAAUAAACCGCUGACAUCGGGUUCCUAUGUCAUUAACAAGGUUCCAGUAAAACAUCGCCUUGGAGCAACUGGUGGAAAUCAGCUGGAUUCUCAACAUUUGUUGCUUAGUCAGUCCAGUGCUGCAGCAGAGGAUGCUCAGAUGUUUCCUACUUCUACUGCCCACACAAAGAUGGUGUACAGUUCCUCCAACUUAAAGACAUCCAUAAAGUCUAGUAUAGGAAAUAAAUCCCAUGAUGUCCAAGAAGUUCUGAAAAAGAAACAGGAGGCAAUGAAGCUACAACAAGAUAUGAGGAAGAAAAAGCAAGAGAUGCUAGAGAAGCAAAUAGAAUGUCAAAAGAUGCUGAUAUCAAAGCUAGAAAAGAAUAAAGCCAUGAAACCAGAGGAGAGAGCAGAGAUCAUGAAGACGCUGAAAGAGCUAACAGGAAAAAUCUCUCAGUUAAAAGAUGAAUUAAAAACUUCAUCUGCAACUUCUACAACAUCAAAACUGAAAUCUAAAACCGAGGCACAAAAGGAACUUUUGGAUGCAGAACUAGACUAUCACAAGAGACUGUCUUCAGGAGAAGAUACAACAGAGUUAAGGAAAAAGCUCAACCAGUUACAGGUGGAGGCUGCCCGUUUAGGUAUCUUGCCUAUUGGUCGUGGAAAGGGAAUGUCUGCUCAAAGCAGAGGACGAGGACGAGGUCGUGGAGGAAGAGGGAGAGGUACAAUGAACCAUAUGGUGGUAGAUCAUCGUCCCAAAGCAAUAACUAUUGGGGGCUUUGUGGAAGAGGAAAAAGACGAAUUGUUGCAGCACUUCUCAAAAUUUGGAGAUAUUGAAGGCCUUCACGAGGAGGACUCUCCUUUAAGUAUUAUUCUGACAUUCAAAUCCCGCUCUGAAGCUGAAAUUGCUGCCAACCAAGGAUUAAAGUUCAAAGACAGACAACUUCAGAUAUCAUGGCACAAACCCAAGGUACCCUCUGUGUCUGCUGAAACUGAGGAGGAGGAACCUAAGGAAGAGGAGACAGAAACUUCAGAUUUAUUUUUGCCUGAAGAUGAUGACGAUGAUGAUGAAGAUGAAGAUGAAUCUCGUUCUUGGAGAAGAUGAAACUUGAAAUUGAAUCAUAUAGUUUUAGAACUGUUCAAAGUAAAACUUUUAAAAAUUAUUUAAAGGAAGUGAAUGAGCCAAAAAUCUGUUUUGUUUUGUUUUUCUUAUAUACAAUAGAGCAAGUGUGAGUUUCAUAUAUGAACUUGGCAAAGAAGUAGCCAUGACAUUAGAUCAGCCAAAGGCCCAUUGCUCAUGCAGAGCUAUAAAGAUGGUUGUGAUCCUCUGAUAACAUUUCAUCUUGAAUUCUUCA
Gekko japonicus is the source of this 3330-nucleotide messenger RNA. It is a transcript of the gene RBM27, whose product is annotated as RNA binding motif protein 27. Gene Ontology annotation, cellular component: nucleus. The coding region runs from base 48 to 3080 and encodes 1010 amino acids. NCBI's taxonomy places the organism in Eukaryota, Metazoa, Chordata, Lepidosauria, Squamata, Gekkonidae. The transcript has 21 exons. Gene Ontology annotation, biological process: mRNA processing. The record is from RefSeq and is a predicted model, not a curated record. Gene Ontology annotation, molecular function: RNA binding; metal ion binding.